Molecule: messenger RNA, 1803 nt
Organism: Phycomyces blakesleeanus NRRL 1555(-)
Lineage: Eukaryota; Fungi; Mucoromycota; Mucoromycetes; Mucorales; Phycomycetaceae
Product: secreted coth spore-coat protein domain-containing protein
Exons: 5
Coding region: 1-1803 (600 amino acids)
Source: RefSeq, a predicted model, not a curated record
AUGAUCUUCUCAGUCAAAGCUUCCUGUCUGCUCCUUUAUGCUGCCUUUUUUAUGGCAUCCGCUGCCUCGACCAAUCCUCCCUCAACCUUGGGUGUCUACAAGGUAAUCGAACCUCUUUCGACCGAUGCCAAUAUCCGAAUGGCCGUCCAGAUUGAGGGGGAUCGUCAGGUUUAUUCAAUCCCACCCUCUACUAUCGACAGCAUUUUGCAUGUUGGAAGCGCUCCAACUCAAAAAAAGUAUCGAUACCUCAAGAUCCACAACAACGGCACCGUGGUUGACCGCGAAUCCUUCCAGCGGGCACCAAACGCCGUUUCUAAUAACGAUUUCUAUGGCCGUCAACAGACAUUUUCUAGUCAACAAAGCAUGAUUCCAUCAGUAUUCCCCGAUGGAAAGACCUACUACAGACUAGACACCUCAAUUGCUCACCCAAUCAAUGAAAUUCCUACUAUUCAUGUUCAAGCUCCUCAUGGUGAUCUCGAAUCGCUUCACGACAACUAUCUUGAUCCUAUUGCGAUUAACGUCAACAUGUCGCACAUCAGGCAAUUUUCAAAUGUCAAAUUCCAAUUGGGCGGUCAGACCUCGCGUCUUUUCGAUAAAUUUUCCUACAACUUCCACUUUUCCAAACACGACGAUUCUUCACUUGGUGGCUAUCGUCGUUUCAAAUUGCGUUCAUGCACAACGGAUCCUUCUUUUAUCCGAGAAAAACUGUACUACGAUAUACUUGAUUCGUCUUCCUUGCCAGCCUCCAAAGCAUCUUAUGUUAGAUUGUUUGUAAACAAGAAACCAAUGGGCCUCUAUCUGUUUAUCGACAACUACAAGAGCCCAUUUGUCGAUAAUUUGCUUAAUGGCGGUAACAACGAAAAGCACGGAAUCCUUUACCAAGGCAGCAUGCCAGAGAAUCCAAUGGCUCCCGGAAUUCUUGGUCGCGGUGCCAAUCUUGAAUACGCUGGAUCUAACAUCGAAGAUUACUUCUACAAAGACACCUCAGCCUACAAACUAUCAGAAGAUGGUUCCAAGAAACAAAAAGGUUUCGAGCCCUUGGUCAAGCUUAUCAAGUUUAUCCAUGAUCCUCAACCAGAUGAAGAUGAAAAGGAAGGCGUCCUCAAUCAAGGCGAAACUCCUCUUGAACGUGCUUGGAACAAACGAAUUGACAUUGAUGUCUUUUUGAAAAAUAUGGCAUUUGAAGUCCUUAUGGGCCACGUGGAUGGGUAUUUGGGACAGGCACACAACUAUUUCCUAUACCGUGAGCCGGGUACCAAGAAGUUCUUGUGGAUGACGGCAGACCUGGACCAGACUAUGGGAAGCUCCAUGAUCCCAGUCCGUGACGCCAGGUCAAUUUCCCUGAAUGACCAGAGGGGACAUAUCGAUCGCUUUGACCUCAUGAACAAGCAUCAUAACCGUCCAAUCCUUAAGCAGGUCCUCAGUGUCCCAGCGUUCAACCAGAGGUUUGACACGAUCCUCAAGACGGUUCACCAGAACCUCUUCACAAACCCUGCGUUGUUCAAGCACAUCGAUUUCUUGACAGCGCUCAUCAAAGAAGACGUUGCUUGGGACUCAAAUAUACGCCAUACGCACGCUCAGGCCGUGUCCCACAACGCCACGAGCGCCAAGAAAAAGAAGGAUCAGAUCCAAGAGAAGAUCCUCCAAUUGCCACUUGGCCAUGAUUUCCUUUCACGCAUUGGAAACAUUAACUUUAUGUCGGCCAUCGAAGGACCAAUCAGAAACCACCCUUCGUUAAUGCCACUUAAAGAGUGGCUAAAUGAAACUAAAGAGGCAUUGCAUAACUAUGUCAAUAGUGUUUAA